Messenger RNA from Arvicanthis niloticus (Nile rat), 1665 nucleotides. It is a transcript of the gene Zfp57, whose product is annotated as ZFP57 zinc finger protein. Gene Ontology annotation, biological process: regulation of DNA-templated transcription. The record is from RefSeq and is a predicted model, not a curated record. Gene Ontology annotation, molecular function: DNA-binding transcription factor activity, RNA polymerase II-specific; RNA polymerase II cis-regulatory region sequence-specific DNA binding. Lineage: Eukaryota; Metazoa; Chordata; Mammalia; Rodentia; Muridae.
UCCUGACUUCGGGCAAGGGCGCCUUCCUGGGUUCACGCCGCUACGUUCUGGUCGGAGCUGGAACACGCCCAGCCCUUUGUGCUGCUGUAGUCCGAGGCGACGGCUCGGAAGACGAGCGCUGGGGACGGCGGGGCUGCCGAGCUCCCGAGUAGGGCUGUCGAGCGCGGGCUCCGGGACCAGGAAAGAACAAUCAGAGAUUUCUAGAAGUGGGCACCAACAUAUUGUGGCUAGAAGCAGUCUGGAAUACAAGUCAAACUCCUAGGACCAGCCUGGCAUUAUCAAACAAUGGCAGCUAAGAAACAGUCUAAGUCUGCCCAGCCAUUCAAGACAUCAGUCAGUUAUGAGGACGUGGCAGUGACUUUCACCCAGGAAGAAUGGGAAUAUUUGACUUCUACACAGAAGACCCUUUACCAGAAAGUGAUGUCAGAAACCUUCAAGAACCUGACAUUCGUGGAAAGCAAGAAGAAAUCUCAAGAACCUAGCCCAGAUCUGGAAGAUAAGGAUGAUGAUGAUAAGACUUCCAGUUCCAGUUGCACUGGCGUAUUCAAAGGUGGACCAUUGUUUUUCUGUCUGACCUGCGGCAAAUGUUUCAAAAAGAACAGCUUCCUCUUUAAUCACCAAUUUCCUUUGAGGUCCAGGAGGCUAGCAGUCACAAAGCCACAAAGCCGCAAAGCCCAUGGCCGCAAGCCCCAGCAUCAUGGAGACAGACCUUUCUUUUGCAAUCUCUGCGGCAAGACUUACCGUGAUGCUUCCGGACUGAGCCGUCACCGACGUGCUCAUUUAGGUUAUAGGCCCCGUUCGUGCCCUGAGUGUGGAAAGUGCUUCCGGGAUCAGUCUGAAGUCAACCGCCACCUGAAGGUGCACCAAAAUAAGCCAGUGGCUAGCCACCUGAAGGUGCACCAAAACAAGCCAGUGGCUAGCAACCAGAAGCGGAAGGGUAAGGCUCCACCUACAACACCUGCAUCCCAAGCGCCCGCCCUCAAGUAUGUGAAAGUGAUCCAGGGACCAGUAGCCAGGGCUAAGGCACGGAACAGCGGAACCUCGUCCCUGAAUGUCCGAUCCAACUCUAUUGCAAUGAUCCGCUCAAGAGAAAAGAUCUCUUGCCCCUAUUGUCGCAUGACUUUUGCCAUGAGAACCUGUCUCUUAAGCCACCUCAAGAUCCACUUCAGACGUCAACCCAACCAGCACUUCUGUUGCAGAGAGUCCCACUCAUCCAACACACUCAGGAUGCAAAAGAUCUACAACUGCCCCGUCUGUGACAGCUCCUUUAGGGGAAAGGAGAGCCUGCUGGAUCACUUGUGCUGCCGAAGACCAAUCAGAUUCAGUAAAUGCUGGGAAAUCCUGGGUCAUUUGCUUGGCUAUCUUCGUGAACCCUUGGUAUUGGGAAAUAUUUUUAAAGUAAGGGAAUCCUCGAGGAAGAAGAUGGAAUCCAGGAAGAGAAGCCGGAGACAUGCAUACCGUGAGAAUCUGGAAACAGAAGACCUGUCUGAGAAUGAUGAGGAGGAUCAGUGGGCAAUGGAGAGUGCUAGCAGCUCUGACCUGAGUUGAACCCUGACCUCAUGAGUUUGAACCCUGAGACCCCUUUAACAGGAGGAAAGAACUGAUUUCUGACUUCACACGUGCCCGUGCACGACCCCCCUCUCCCCACUCCACAAAAUAAAUACA